Piliocolobus tephrosceles (Ugandan red Colobus) is the source of this 1286-nucleotide messenger RNA. RefSeq names its product armadillo repeat containing X-linked 6 (gene ARMCX6). The record is from RefSeq and is a predicted model, not a curated record. Gene Ontology annotation, cellular component: mitochondrion. Lineage: Eukaryota; Metazoa; Chordata; Mammalia; Primates; Cercopithecidae. The transcript has 4 exons. The annotation marks the transcript as partial.
GUGGCUGUCACGUGACCAAGAGCCGCCUAGAGCACAAGUCCUGCUAGUCGCCUCCGUCUGGGUACCAGCCCCCUAUUACUCUGCAGGCGUGUGAAGAAAGAAGGAAACUAGCUCGGACUGUGCAGGUUUGUAGGUCUGUUGGCCUGUAGGUUUCGGCACAAGUCUCAGCGAGAGAAGGAGAAAACUGCCUUGGUUGGAACCUUGCAGGCUCUAUCCUCUAUCACUGUGGAGGGACCACUGACAACAGAAGACAAGGGAAAACCAAGGAAUUUACCUGACUUUGGUAGAGAUUCAUCACAAGAGAGCUACAAGAGCCUAGAAGAAGCUAAAGACUGCUAUCCUCCAUCCUUACUCACCUUGGACCUGAGAGACUCUUCAAUCAGGUGGAGCAAGGCCCUCUCCUGUCCUGCCCCAAGGCUGGCACGGACUUGAGCAUGGGCCGGGCUCGGGAAGUGGGUUGGAUGGCGGCAGGACUGAUGAUUGGGGCUGGUGCCUGCUACUGCGUUUACAAACUGACCAUAGGAAGAGAUGACAGUGAGAAGCUGGAGGAGGAGGAGGAAGAGGAGUGGGACGAUGACCAGGAGCUGGAUGAGGAGGAGCCUGAUAUUUGGUUUGAUUUUGAAACUAUGGCUCGGCCCUGGAGUGAGGAUGGGGAUUGGACUGAACCUGGGGCCCCAGGUGGCACUGAGGACAGGCCCUCAGGGGGAGGCAAGGCCAACCGAGCACACCCAAUAAAACAGCGGCCAUUCCCCUAUGAACAUAAAAAUACUUGGAGUGCUCAAAAUUGUAAAAAUGGUAGUUGUGUUCUGGACCUCUCCAAGUGUCUUUUCAUUCAGGGAAAACUGUUGUUUGCUGAGCCCAAGGAUGCGGGCUUUCCAUUUAGCCAGGGUAUCAAUAGCCAUUUGGCCAGUCUCUCAAUGGUUAGAAACACGAGCCCCACACCAGACCCCACUGUUAGAGAGACUUUGUGUGCCACGGAUAACUUAAAUGCGAACACUGAAAGUGAGGGCCAGAUUAAGAUGUACAUCAAUGAAGUGUGUCAGGAGACUGUGUCACGUUGCUGCAACUCAUUUCUGCAGCAGGCCGGAUUAAAUUUGUUAAUAAGCAUGACAGUUAUUAAUAACAUGCUUGCCAAGUCCCUUUCAGACUUGAAGUUUCCUUUGAUAUCAGAGGGAAGUGGAUGUGCUAAGGUUCAGGUUUUGAAACCACUGCUGGGUUUGUCUAAAAAGCCAGUCUUGGCAGGGGAGUUAGUCGGUGCCCAGAUGCUCUUCUCAUUCAUGUCCCUC